This is a messenger RNA of Amblyraja radiata (thorny skate), 3136 nucleotides long. Its product is annotated as cyclin-dependent kinase 18. Bases 370 to 1767 code for a protein of 465 amino acids. The transcript is spliced from 16 exons. Gene Ontology annotation, cellular component: nucleus; cytoplasm. Gene Ontology annotation, biological process: protein phosphorylation. The record is from RefSeq and is a predicted model, not a curated record. NCBI's taxonomy places the organism in Eukaryota, Metazoa, Chordata, Chondrichthyes, Rajiformes, Rajidae. Gene Ontology annotation, molecular function: ATP binding; cyclin-dependent protein serine/threonine kinase activity.
GUUAAAGAGCUCGGGGAAUGUGUGGACACACGCAGAGAGAGGGAGGGAGUGAGAGAAGGGCGGAGCAGGGCUAAUAUCAGUGCCGAUGUUGAUGUGAUCUAUACUCUCAUCAGACCAUGAAGUAUGCGUAUGAUGCUCUCUGAAGGAAGCUACCAGGCAGCUUCAAUCCAGUCACUGAACCAAAACUCGCUGUGAUCCAGUCUCUUCUUGUUAAAGUCGUGUGAGUGGCAACCUUGUUUUGCUUUUUUUUUUUAAUUUCUUGAGAAAAAAAAAUCCUGGUUGGAAUAAUCCAGGAGUAAAUCUGCAACUCUGGUUUUGAACCUGUGAGACACUGCUGUAAUUGCAUUGAUUGGAACUGGAGUGAAUAAGAUGAAGAAGUUUAAACGCAGAUUCUCACUGUCGGCACACAGGACAGAAACCAUUGAAGAGUCACUCGUCGAAUUUCAGGAACAGAUCACAAACCAGAUCAACAACAGAAGGAAUGACGAUAUUGCGUAUGAAAAUCUUCCACUGACUUUGAACGUGCACUCAGACCAGGUUGGGUCAGAAGGUGCCCAUUCACCGAAUGCCCUGCCCUACAGGAAUCAUCGGCAACGCAGGUUCUCCAUGGAGGACCUGGGCAAGAGAUUAUCGCUCCCGAUAGACAACAGGCUUCCGGAGGAAUUCCUACAGAAACUGAGACUGGAGAGCCCUCCCUUUCCCAAAACUCAGAGCAGGACUUCACGCCGAGCUUCACUGUCAGACAUAGGAUUUGGGAAGUUGGAGACUUAUGUGAAACUGGACAAGCUGGGAGAGGGAACCUAUGCCACAGUGUUUAAGGGAAAGAGCAAGUUGACGGAAAACCUGGUGGCUUUGAAGGAAAUCCGACUGGAACAUGAAGAGGGAGCGCCGUGCACUGCAAUACGUGAAGUUUCUCUGCUCAAGAAUCUGAAGCACGCAAACAUCGUCACCCUGCAUGACAUCAUCCACACGGAGCGAUCUCUCACCCUAGUGUUUGAGUUCCUGGACAGUGACCUAAAGCAGUACAUGGACAACUGUGGGAACAUUAUGAGCAUGUACAAUGUCAAGAUAUUUAUGUUCCAAUUGCUGAGAGGAUUAUCCUAUUGCCACAAGAGGAAGGUUCUACACCGAGACCUGAAGCCACAGAACUUGCUCAUUAAUGAACGAGGAGAAUUGAAAUUAGCUGAUUUUGGUCUGGCAAGAGCAAAAUCGGUCCCAACUAAAACCUACUCAAAUGAGGUGGUGACCCUGUGGUAUCGGCCUCCAGAUGUUCUGAUGGGCUCAACAGAAUAUUCCACCCAGAUCGACGUAUGGGGAAUCGGGUGUAUUCUAUAUGAGAUGGCUGCUGGAAGGCCAUUGUUCCCUGGUUCCACUGUGAAGGAAGAAUUGCACUUAAUCUUCAGGCUUUUAGGGACUCCAACAGAAGAUACAUGGUCAGGGAUAACAUCAAAUGAAGAAUUCAAAACUUACAACUUCCCUUACUACCGACCGCAACCAAUGAUAAAUCAUGUUCCCAGGCUGGAUGCUGAAGGACUAGAUCUCUUUGCCAAUCUUUUAUUGUAUGAAGCCAAGAAGCGGAUUUCAGCCGAGGAUGCUCUCCGGCAUGUUUAUUUCAAGAGCUUGGGAGAAAGGGUCCACCUUAUACAAGAUAAUACCAGUAUUUUCACUUUGAAAGAAAUCCAAUUGCAAAAGGACCCAGGUUACCGAGGGUCUACAUAUCCCCAGUCUGGCCGGGGGAAGAAUCGAAGACAGAGUGUGCUGUUCUAGGUGGACCCUCGCUUGUUCCUGAUCUCCUGUCCCCCCCACCCCCCCUCCUCCCCCCCACCCCCCCUCCUCCCCCCCCCCCCCCCCCCCCCCACGUCAUGAAGAAAGAACAGCUCCUCGCCCUCUUGAAGCGCGGCAUGGAGACGGACGGAGGUGAGGCUACAACAGCCGAACGGGGGAAUGGCCACGUGAGAUCAACAUCAGUGAUGGUGCGGCAUUGCGGAAAUAUCAUGGGGAAUGGGAAGAGCCCAUUCACCGUAUUAAAUCUAUGCUGCUGUUGGUUUCUGGUCCAUGCAUAUCUUGAAUCCAUCAAAGUCUAGAAUUCUUAAUACCAGUGAAGCUCUUUGGGCUCAUUCCAAAGACCCCAAUCUGCUCUAUUGACACAAUUUGAUAGAAAUGCCAAUGACAACACCUCCCGAUUGUGAGCUACAUCCUCCAUACUCUGACAUUGCAUUCCACCAUCUCAGAGCAGCUCUUGCACUGAGGACCACUUUCCAUCAACUCAGGAGUGGUCAACAUUGUCCGUCCCACUGCCUCAUGUUGAUGGGAGAUUUCCUCCUUCGCAUUUGCACGUUCAAAGCAAGUUUGCACCUUCAUCCGUUGGGCAUGGGAUCAUGGAUGUUAUUGAGCCAAUGGAUAGAACUUCACAAUGGGCCCAGCGCCUGCAUACCCAUACCACCACAAAGGAAAUGGGUCACCGCUGGCCAUGAAGGUUUGCUUAUGGUCAAGGGAUCAUGGGUAUGUAGACAGAGGUCAAGUCCAGAGGGCAUAGGCUUGUUGUUGUGAGUCCAGGAUUCAUAGGGUCAAAGCUGGCCCAGGACAUACGUGGCUGAUAAUGGAAUUUGGCGGCACAGUCUCAUGGCGGGCCAACUCCACAGAGGGUUGAAAGUGGGCCGUGGAACUUUAGACUUAGGGAGGAGCUCUGGCUGAUAAUAAGCACCAGGGAUCCAGGCUGAUUGUGACGGGGGGGAUAGUGGGCCCUAGGGAGUUCAGGCAUAUUCAGGAUUCAAACCACGAUUGUUAAAGCAAUGUUAUGUAGAUGGCAUUGUUAAAAUAACCAUAAUAAUUUUUUGCAGUUGUGCAAUAGUCUCUCUAGACUCGAUGGGCUGAAUGGCCUACUUCUGCUCCUAUGACUUGUGAAUUGAUGACUUACAAUUGACUGCGGGAUUAUCCCAACAUCAUCAUUAUACCAACGUGGAGAUUUUAGUCAUUCAUCCACCAUUUAGACAGCCAAGAUCCCUCUGUCUUAUCCUUUCAAUGAGAUGCUGAAUCAGUCAGUUUCCUUUCUCAUCGUUACAUUUUUGCAAUAUCUUUCAUUCAUUGUUCUUUAUCUCUCCACAUCACCAUCUAUAUCUCUUGUUUCCCUUAUCCC